AUGGAGGAAUCAAUCUACGACGAAAUUGAAAUCGAGGACAUGACCUACGACCCCACCCUCCAAAUCUUCCACUACCCUUGUCCCUGUGGCGACCGUUUUGAAAUCGCUAUUGGAGAUCUACGAGAAGGCGAGGAUAUUGCUGUUUGUCCUGGGUGUAGUUUGAUGAUUAGAGUUAUCUUUGAAGUGGAGGAUUUGGAUAAGAAUACUGGAGCUGGAGGGAUGGGAGGGAUGGUUGCUGUUAAGGCUUGA
Orbilia oligospora ATCC 24927 is the source of this 249-nucleotide messenger RNA. RefSeq lists its product as uncharacterized. Gene Ontology annotation, biological process: protein histidyl modification to diphthamide. The record is from RefSeq and is a predicted model, not a curated record. The transcript is spliced from 2 exons. Gene Ontology annotation, molecular function: metal ion binding. Bases 1 to 249 code for a protein of 82 amino acids. NCBI's taxonomy places the organism in Eukaryota, Fungi, Ascomycota, Orbiliomycetes, Orbiliales, Orbiliaceae.